This is a messenger RNA of Synchiropus splendidus (mandarinfish), 3315 nucleotides long. Its product is annotated as E3 SUMO-protein ligase ZBED1-like. The transcript is spliced from 2 exons. The record is from RefSeq and is a predicted model, not a curated record. Gene Ontology annotation, molecular function: protein dimerization activity; DNA binding. The coding region runs from base 166 to 2190 and encodes 674 amino acids. Lineage: Eukaryota; Metazoa; Chordata; Actinopteri; Syngnathiformes; Callionymidae.
UCUCGUCGGAAGCAGAACGAUGUGGCUCUUCACAGCGACCGCCGCUCUCCUCAAGCUCUACCUCUGCGGAAUCAAAGUCCUCAUCUACCAGAUGUUCAACAGAUCGUUCCAACUGCCAGGCACUCAGUAAUCCCAGCCCCACCUGCGCGUUUGCCAAAGGAACCAAUGGAGGGUAAAAGUUCAGGGGCUUCAUGCUCCCGCCUGAAGCUGGUCGCACAUCCCCGAGCGAAGAGCAAAGUCUGGAAAUACUUUGGCUUCGACACAGACGCAGAUGGUUGCAUUUUGCACUGGAAGCGUAUAUACUGCCGUGUCUGCAUGACUCAAAUUGCUUACUCUGGAAACACGUCCAAUCUGUCCUACCACCUGGAAAAGAACCAUCCCAUUGAGUACUCUGAGUUGUUGAAAAGCAACUCGACGCAUCAAGUGCGUGAGGCGUUCGCAGCUGCGUUCUACCAAAUACAGAGUAAGCCUUCUGGUCCGCUUGUGCCGUCGCAAGACUCCGGCCUGAAGCAGACUUUAAACGAUGAAAACAGACGACACUGUGAUCUGACUACGGCCGUCAUGAACUUUGUCUGUAAGGGUUUGUAUCCUGCUUCCAUCGUGGAAGAGCCGUGUUUUAAGGCUUUGAUGAACACCGUCGAUCCUGGAUACUCGCCACCAAGCAAAAGUGAGGUGGCUCUAAAAAUCCUUCCUCAGAUGUACUGGUGUAACCGCGAAGUGGUCUUCAGUGAAAUCUCUGGGGUUUCGAACUGUGGGGUCACGACAGAUCUCUGGCAAAGUCAGAACAGAACAUACAUCUCUCUGUUUCUGCACUCAGUUUAUCAGAAUGGCUCCAAUAGCUUUGUCUCCAUCUACAAGUGCCUCAAAACAUUUGAAGUUCAUGAAGAUAAUACGGCAGAACAUAUCACCCGGUCGAUGUUUGAGGCCUUUGAUGAAUGGGGAAUCACUCAUAAGGUCAUUGGUGCCACCACAAGUGGCUCAGUGGACAUUGGCAAAGCCUGUUCUCUCCUGGAGCUCUCAGUCGAAAUGCCUUGCCUCGGACACACCAUCAACCUUGCGAUGGACAAUGUCUUCCAGCUCCCACAAAUAGAAAGCUUUUUAGGAUGUUGCCGUAAACUGGCCGAUCAUUUCAAAGAUCGAACUGCCCAGGGUCACCUCGCUCAGGUCCCGUCCACUUUGAUCACAGACAGGGGAAGGUCCUGGUUGGGGACUCUGGCAAUGUUGCAAAGACUGAAAGAGCAGCAGAUUGCGGUCACUGCGUAUCUAACCGAGAGCUCCAGCAGCCAUCACUUUAGGAUCGAUACUCCUAACUGGAGUGUCUUGGACGGAUUGAUCGAAGUGCUUCAACAUUUCAAAGUAGUGGCGGACAUGUUCACCUCCUGCAGGUACCCGACGAUCAGCAUGGUGAAGCCAGUGCUUCACAUGCUUUUGACCAGCACCCUCAAACUCACGGAGGGGGAUCUCAAAGAGAUCAGCAUGACCAAAGAGGUCCUUUCCCGCAUCCUCUCCAGCACCUAUUCACAAAACACACAGUUGUCGCAGGACAUCUCAGAGUUCCUCAACAUUGCCACGUUUUUGGACCCAAGGUACAAGAAGCUGCCGUUUCUGUCCCCGCAGCAGAGAGCUAAAGUAGAGAGCAGUGUCAUUGACGAGACCAAGGCACUCCUGGAGAAGCAGAAUGCUGACAGGCCGUGCCAUGAUGACUUCACAGAGAUGUCAGAGGAGCCACCGAGCAAGAAAGUGAGCUUGCACAGAGAAUGCACAACAAGCACCAUGGCUCAGGACAAUCCUCUGGCUGCCAUAUUUUGCCAGUUCGACGCAGAUCAGAAUCACGAAGAACUGCAUUCCCAGGCCAUAGAAGAGCUAAGUAACUACAAAUCUCAGAGGGUCCUUGGUCUGAAUGAAGACCCUUUACGUUGGUGGUCGAGCCAUGCGGCCUUAUUCCCAACCCUACCCAAGCUUUUGCAGAGGUACUGGUGUAUCCCAGCGACCAGUGUCCCCUGCCAUCGGCUCUUCAGCCCAUCUGGAACUGCUCUCUGUGGAAAGAGGAACCGCAUAGCAUCGUCGCUGGUGGAUCAGCAAGUUUUCUUGUACGAGAACCUGCGCAGCCACUACGAGCCAGAGCCUUGUGGGGAUUUGGAUGAUGUCAAGGACCCAACUUGUGAGCUCAGCGGUCAGCCACUCCAGUAGCUCUUCACCUCUGGGCUAUGCUGUAUGGAACUGAGCUAACUGGGAUUGACAAAUGCUCCAGAGUACCAAAUUGAGGAGACAUCCGUAUCACUAUCAGCUUGCAUAUUUCAACCUUAUAAAGUGUGACUCCAAAGCAACUGUGAGGUCAAGAGUAGGGAUGGGCGAUAUUAAUCGUUACAGCAGAAAAGACAUUUAUCGCGAUGACUUUUUUUGUCCAUAUCGCCCAUCCCAAGUCAAGAGCUUGUGUUGAAAGUAAACAUUCUCAUCUUCACCGUUUCCCUGUUGUUCCUUCUCAUGUUAAAAUGUUCAGAUUGAUGAUGUCAGAGACGUACUGCUAUCAGUCUCUUACAUCAACUUGUCUGUUAUAGAGAUUUCUCUGCAACUCUCAGUUCUUUAAGAUCAUGGUGAAUAGAAUAGAAUUUGUCUUUUACUCAGUCAUCUGAUUUUCACCUUUAAAUAUAUAUAUUGUUAGGGGUGGGAUUCGAGUAAAAAAAAUAAUGUAGUUAAUCACAGAAUUUGUAAUUCUCAAUUGAUUGCAGUUUAGUGGUUUAAGAAUAUUUGCCACAAGAAGCCACAUUUUUCAAUUUGAAUGAAUUUGGUAUAUUACUGAAUCAAAUGAUGGACCCAUACAUACAUUUAAACAAGAUAUUUCGCAUCAGUUUGACGAUAGCACAAUAAAUCAGGAUGGUGUCUAUAUUCAAGUUUUUAUAUCACCUUAUUUAAACUGAAGCUCUUUUAAUGUCUUGAAAAUAUUUGUAUAAGAAUUUCAAUUUUAUAAGAAUUUCAAGUACAUUCAGAGUAGUGGAAACCCUGACCAUUGUGUAGUGAAAAACAUCCCUGAACAAAAGCUUAAAUUAAAUUACAUUUUUGUUGUAAUUAACUAAUAAACUAAAGUCCCACCACUAAUUAUUGUAUGUAUUUUUAAUUGUUUUUAUUAAUUCCCAUUGUUUUUCUUCUUUUAUUCUCUUUGGCUUCUGUCAGUAUUUCUUGGUUAAUAAAAAUGAUCGUGCUUUAACAAUGAACCAAAGGACUAUUUAAAGGUUGGUAGGUUGUGUCAGAUCCAGCAGCUUGAGUUUGGAGUGUAAGGAAACUGUAUACUCUGUUCCUCCAAGUGUUCAUGCGGUC